AUGUUGCCCAAAUCCUUGCAAAGCAGCUACACUCGCUACAAGGAUGACACCAACAGCUUCGCAACUUGGCUCCUUAACGCAGCCGACAAAUGUGGCUACCAACCGCCCGGCCUCACUUCUACCGCAAAUCCUUCAGAUUCACUUCAAUACAAAAUCACUGUUAAGGAUCUUCAAUUGCUGGCUGAUGUUGUGGCCGAGUCUGCUCUCACUGUGCCUAAACCAGUUAUCAUCAUCGUCAAACGAGCGAUCAAAUUGAGGAAACACGUCACUUCUUGGUUUCUGGGGCAAGGUGACUCCGAGGAUAACAAGCGACACGCACAUUUUAUCUCUGCGCUGGAGAAAGUCUGUGAGACCCUGGAAUCGAAGAUGAACAACCCUUUCAACAGAGAUAACGAACAAUCUCCAAUCCCUGAGGCUGGAGGUGGCGACACCAACCUCGACAUGUUUGUCAACAAAUUUUCUGUACUCGCCGUUGAGGAACCACAAGAGCCUCAACAGGGACAGCGGAAAUCCCCCGAAUUGAAGAAUGUUGUGAAGGCGGAGCUGGUUGACAAUGACGAGGAUGAGGCAACGGACUCACAGUGCCGCGUCAUAUUAUUCAAGGCAUACUGCUUGUUCCAGGAUUUGUACAAAAUGCGGGCUUUUAUCUCUCAUACCUGGUCAGAAUACCGAGACAAGAAGAUCGACCUUAUGAACGCUGCCGUUGUGACCGAUAGUGCUUUGCAACUUGCACGAGAUCUUGUGCAGGAGGUGAUUGAUGACUGGAGUGCUUCCGCCCCUUCAUAUGUUGAUGGUCUUCAGAAGCUGGUCUUUAAUCUCGCUUGUCACAACAGUGGAAUCGAUGUGACCCCAUCUUCUGAAACCGGUCUGCCAUACGGCAAAGAAAUUUCCGAUGUAGCCUACUGGUACUACUUGCCAACACGGACCAUACUGGAAUCGUUCAUAGGUGUGCUGCAGGAUAACCAUAUACCAGUCUUCAAGAAAGGUUGUUCUGGUACUUACGAUCCCAAGGCGAACAGAGAGGGAAUGUCCGUGGGCCAGAAAUUCAACGAAGACUACCUCAUCCUUCUCCAGCUACUGCCGGAGUUCUUUCUGAUUCAUAUGUCUGGUAUUCAUAUGCUUGCCCGGGAUGCAAUUACUGCAGGUCUUGUUGAGCUUUUCAAGACGAAAAAGGUUACUCCAUGGCUUUGUUUCGCUUCUCAGGUCCUCCUUGAUGUUCACCACAUCAUGCGUUACAGCACUUUGGGUGCAUUUGGAGACCUUCGGGUGUCUGGGCUGCGUAUUCAGAAAACCAUUGAUGAGUACUUGCAGGUUUCCAAACCGCACCCGCCGCUCAGAUUUUGGCCUAAGGAGGGUGAUGAAGAAAUCAAAGCUAUACACUUAGCCGUGGUUUCAUGGAUCAUCCGGGAUCCAUUAUCAGAACUGAGACGAAAAGGUAUCUCGAAGCCAGGCGAUAUUGAACCAGAAAAACAUGUGCUUUUCUCCCAGCAUGCCAUUCUCUGCGGCUUAGUCUUGUUUCAUGUCAAUACCCGGAUGCAGUCUAUUGGCCAACAGCUUGUGAGUCAAUGGUAUGAUGUUCUGCAACUGGCUUUCUUGUACAAUCUUGCGAAGACCGAAUCGCAUAAGGACUUGAGCUGGCCUGAUAUGGAGGCUUUCGUUAAGAUUCAUGGCGAGUCUCAUAUAUUCAUUGGUUCUCGUCCAAAGAAUGUUACCGAGUCUUUGAAUAGGCUUGAAUUGGCCACAGGCAUCUCUUCCGUUGCCAGGUUUGCCAGGAAUUCCCGCAACAGAGAAUAUCUUCAUCGCUCUGACAAAAAGAAACCCAGAGUACUGACGCCAACAACGACGGUCGCGAACUUGUUCCGGGACCAAUACGUCGCUGGCGUUGACGGCAUUAGAAACAUUGGCACUGUUCUGGAUAUACUUUCGCAGGAACCGAGUCUCAAGGUGACCAGCAAGGAGCUUCAGUCCUCCAAUCCGGACAUCAUGUUUCAACAGAAGUGGUCCCAUACCCGCAACUUCGGCACCCUGCAACUUCUCAUGCUUCUGAAAAGGAAGUUGUUCGAAGAGGAGCCUUUACUCUUGUUCAACUACUUCGGCAUGCACAAGCGCUCCCUGGAGCUGCUGAGUCUGAUCAAAGCGAAAGAGCACCGCAAUUUUGACCAAUUUGUGCCGACUAGCUGUAUGCCCGAUGAAUAUCACACCGGAAUCAUUGGGCUUCUAGUCCAUCACAUUGCGCGAGGCUCAGCACAAGAUGCGCGUGCAAUGGGACUUUCUGUCAAGACUGGCACUCAGAUUCACAGUCAAAUUGUCAAGAACUGUGGCGAUAUCAUGCAGGAGUAUCUGCAGAAGAAUGGAGAUGUGGCAUGCAAGGAGCUGAGGGUUUUCUGCAAGAACAAAAAGCCAAUCCAGGAUGAGAUUGAUUCUGAUAAGGGCAUGUCUGACGAGUUUCGCUAUUGGUUUGACAUUGAAGAGGUUUUGGAGCCAAAGGUUCUCGCCUCGCUCAUGACUGGGAUCCCAAUAGCUUAG
Molecule: messenger RNA, 2526 nt
Organism: Penicillium mononematosum
Lineage: Eukaryota; Fungi; Ascomycota; Eurotiomycetes; Eurotiales; Aspergillaceae
Exons: 2
Coding region: 1-2526 (841 amino acids)
Source: RefSeq, a predicted model, not a curated record